Humulus lupulus (European hop) is the source of this 1420-nucleotide messenger RNA. RefSeq names its product protein IQ-DOMAIN 10-like. NCBI's taxonomy places the organism in Eukaryota, Viridiplantae, Streptophyta, Magnoliopsida, Rosales, Cannabaceae. Bases 197 to 1105 code for a protein of 302 amino acids. The record is from RefSeq and is a predicted model, not a curated record. Gene Ontology annotation, molecular function: protein binding. The transcript has 6 exons.
UUAUCACCAAUCGCCAUACUAAGUACUACUUUUUCUUCUUCGUCUUUUAUGUAAAGUUGUAAUGAUUUUCUUAUAUAUAUGAGUAUAUGCAUUGAUAUGUUCUUGAUGAUCUGAUUUUUAUUCAACUGGUGGAGAAGUUACAGUGCUACAAAAAGUGGGAAACUGAAGGUUCAUUUUGGGCAUUUGAUCAGAAGAAAUGGGUUGUUUAAGUAGAAUAGUCAAAAGGAGGAAAUCUAAGCAAGUUAAUGAACAUUUGGUCACCGAAGAAUUAAAUGGGAGUCACAGAGAGUUGAGCAGUUCUUUAAAUGGAGGCUCAAAAAAUGAAAGUACGACUCUAUCCAAUCAACAGAUGACAGCUGCCACUAAGAUUCAAGCCGCAUUUCGUUCAUUUUUGGCAAAAAAAGUAUUGCACAAUCUCAGGAAGAGCAAGGUAAAAGAAACUCAAGAGAGUCUGGAACAAGAUCAGACAACUGACGAUGAAGCUACAUUUACAAUGACAAGUGGUGUCAAGGGUACAGGUCAAGCUCGUGAAUUUGUGAGAGUUCAUACAGUUAAAGAUCAGACAAUAUCUGCAUUGAGUCACAUACAUUCAUGGAGUAGAAUACAAGACCAAAUUAAAGCUCGCAGGCUUAGUAUGGUGAAAGAAGCUCGAAUCAAGCAAAAGAAAUUGGAGAAUCAGAUGAAACUUGAAGCAAAGAUUCAUGAACUUGAGGUGGAAUGGUGUGGUGGGUUAGAAACCAUGGAGGAAAUCUUAAGCAGAAUACAUCAGAGAGAAGAGGCUGCUAUCAAGAGGGAAAGAGCCAUGGCAUAUGCAUUUCUUCAUCAGUGGAGAGCCAACUCAAGCCAGUAUCUUGGACAAGCUUCUUUCAGUCUAGGGAAAGAGGAUUGGGGAUGGAGUUGGGUUGAGCGUUGGGUGGCUGCUAGACCAUGGGAGAUUCGAGUGGUUUCUUAUCCUAUAAACUCAAAGAAAACUCAAUGGAACAAGCAUGAUCAGAUCAAGCUCAACCAGUCUGAGAAGAACAUUUCAAGUUCUGAGAAUUCCAUCUCACAAAAUGGCAAUUGCAAAAAUCGAAAAACUUGCUCAACACACCCGCACCAAGCUUAGGUUCGCCACCACAAAACUGGCUCUCCUUUUUUGGUUCUUGAAUAAUUUUAUUUAUUAGAUUUUGCUUUCUGUGUUUAUAUAUAUUUUGUUUGUUUUGUUUUCCUUGGCUUGGAUUUGGGUGAAUAUGUGAUGAUAAAAGAGUGUAAAAACAAAACUAUUAUUGGAUGCUUCUGAAGAGUGUUUUUGUAUUUGUUUGUUUUUGUGUUUGGUAUGUCUGAGAAGAAGAAAGAAAUGAAAAUAAAGGGGACAAACUCAUGGACACAGAAGUCCCACUGUUUUUAAUGCACCCAAGAAUUUUAAAUCAAAGAAAUCAAA